Messenger RNA from Symbiodinium sp. CCMP2456, 921 nucleotides. NCBI's taxonomy places the organism in Eukaryota, Dinophyceae, Suessiales, Symbiodiniaceae. The record is from the annotation of a GenBank genome assembly.
AUGUUGCCGCCUGGGCCGACUGUCCCGGUGGUGCGCGAAAUUGACGACAGGGCAAGUUGCAUUGUCUGGCCUGCAGCGCGUGUGCUCUUGCAAUGGCUGCGCACGACCUUGAAGGAGAGUCUGGACACGGAGCUUGAAGGUUCUACGGUUUUGGAGCUUGGAGCUGGGACGGGCUUCCUGUCGCUUGCUUUGGCACAAGAAGGCGUGAAGAAGGUGUUCGCUGCCGAGGGUGACGAGGAUGCUUGGGAGAACCUGACGCAGAACGUGGGCACUGCCUCGCAGCUACAGCCGGUCCUGUGGAACUGGGAAAGAGAUCCAGCGAUACCUGACGAAAUUCCUCUUCAUUCUCUUCAUCUCAUAGUGGGAUCCGAUUUGGUGUAUCCGGGGUACUACAAUGAGCGUGCUUUGGCAGAGCUGAUCCGACGCCUGGUCGACCUGAUGUCGCCUGCAUGGCACGUUCCCGUCAUACUCCUUCUCUGCGAUCGGGAGCCUUUGCCUCCGGGGCCGCGGAGCCUGGAGAGCUUCCUGGGCUUCUGCGAUGCUUUGGGUCUCGAGGCCUUGGAGCUGCCCCUGAGCCGCGAGGUCCUGGAAAAGGCCCUGGGGCCCUUGGAGGGCCGAGCCUGCCACGAGGAUCCGGGAGGAGCCCUGGGCACCUUGAGCCGGCUGAGGCUCUUCCAUUUUGGGAGAGGCGACAAGGUGCGAGGCCUUGAGCCGAAAACCGUAGAGGAAGCCGAAGCCAUGAGGAGUUGUCUGUUCGAUGCGGAGAUGCGGAGUUGUCGGCCCCUUGUUGCUCUGCCUCCGUACUUGCUCUGCAGUCCUGCUUCCGCCUCCAGUAAAUUGCUGUGCGCACUGACAGGGCUCACCCACGGAGCCUCGAUACAAUCUUGUGUGCCGCUCGAGCUAGCAAUGCUGCAGGUUUGA